This is a messenger RNA of Diceros bicornis minor, 1362 nucleotides long. RefSeq names its product heterogeneous nuclear ribonucleoprotein A0 (gene HNRNPA0). The coding region runs from base 90 to 1004 and encodes 304 amino acids. The transcript has a single exon. NCBI's taxonomy places the organism in Eukaryota, Metazoa, Chordata, Mammalia, Perissodactyla, Rhinocerotidae. The record is from RefSeq and is a predicted model, not a curated record. Gene Ontology annotation, molecular function: RNA binding.
CCCAAGUUGUGAAGAGGCCUCAGGCAACGAUAGCGGCGACGGCGAAACCUCGGAGCUCGCAGGGCGGGGGCAAGGCCCGGGCCUUGGAGAUGGAGAAUUCCCAGUUGUGUAAGCUGUUCAUCGGCGGCCUCAACGUGCAGACGAGUGAGUCGGGCCUGCGCGGCCACUUUGAGGCCUUCGGGACUCUGACGGACUGCGUGGUGGUGGUGAACCCCCAGACCAAGCGCUCCCGUUGCUUCGGCUUCGUGACCUACUCCAAUGUGGAGGAGGCCGACGCCGCCAUGGCCGCCUCGCCCCACGCCGUGGACGGCAACACGGUGGAGCUGAAGCGGGCGGUGUCCCGGGAGGAUUCGGCGCGGCCCGGUGCCCACGCCAAGGUUAAGAAGCUCUUUGUCGGGGGCCUUAAGGGAGACGUGGCCGAGGGCGACCUGAUCGAGCACUUCUCGCAGUUCGGCACCGUGGAGAAAGCCGAGAUCAUUGCCGACAAGCAGUCCGGCAAGAAGCGCGGCUUCGGCUUCGUGUAUUUUCAGAAUCACGACGCGGCAGACAAGGCCGCGGUGGUCAAGUUCCACCCGAUCCAGGGUCAUCGCGUGGAGGUGAAGAAGGCCGUGCCCAAGGAGGAUAUCCACUCCGGAGGGGGCGGAGGCGGCUCCCGGUCCUCCCGGGGCGGCCGAGGCGGCCGGGGGCGCGGCGGUGGUCGAGACCAGAACGGCCUGUCGAAGGGCGGCGGCGGCUACAACAGCUACGGUGGUUACGGCGGCGGCGGCGGCGGCGGCUACAAUGCCUACGGAGGCGGCGGCGGCGGGUCGUCCUACGGUGGAAGCGAUUACGGUAACGGCUUCGGCGGCUUCGGCAGCUACAGCCAGCACCAGUCCUCCUACGGGCCCAUGAAGAGUGGCGGCGGCGGCGGCGGCGGCGGCAGCAGCUGGGGCGGUCGCAGUAACAGUGGACCUUACAGAGGCGGCUAUGGCGGUGGGGGUGGCUAUGGAGGCAGCUCCUUCUAAAGAAAAUUUAAAAAUGUCUGGGAGCGGCUAUAGGGGUAGCUCUUUUCGACAGCCCGACUAGGGUCAAUUCCUAAGUCCCUUUCCCUCCCACCGCCUUCCCCAUUUGCCCUUGGGGGAGCCUCUUUUGAGGCUGCUUACUCUUGGGGGUGUUGCCCUGUUUGCCUGCCACCUCUUGUCUCUCCCUCUGAAGAUGGACUCGGCCCCACACACACAUUUUUGUGUUACAGUCAUUGAUGGACUCUAUUUUUUUAUUAUUACUUGGACCUUGGUCGUUUUUAUACUAGCAAAACGUCUUGUUUUAAUUUGUGUUUUUUUGGGGGGAGGGAGUGAACUUGCUGAUUCUGUAGCAAAACCUGGG